Molecule: messenger RNA, 357 nt
Organism: Pyricularia pennisetigena
Lineage: Eukaryota; Fungi; Ascomycota; Sordariomycetes; Magnaporthales; Pyriculariaceae
Exons: 1
Coding region: 1-357 (118 amino acids)
Source: RefSeq, a predicted model, not a curated record
AUGUUCGGUGUCUCUUUUAGUUUCCGGUCUUGCACUUGCUACUGCCAAGCCAGCGAGCGAAAGUCUCCUCCUUAUUCCCUCCCGUUCGUUCGGUUCUUCUCCAGGGGUGUCGAGUGCACUAGUAAAGCGACCGUCUUGAAAGUGCUGGCGGCGACUCGGAAUGACUGGAUACGGAUUGAGGAGAAGGGGGGAAGAGGCGGAGGAGGAGGAGAGGACGACGACGGAGGGGGGGAAAAGGAAGAAGUGCAAACAGGAAAGGAAGAUGUGGAAGUUAUCAGGAGCAAGGAGUUGGAGGACAACUGGGAUGAGCAAAAGGGACUGGAUGAGAUUGGCCCCGGUUUACCUGGUCUCUGCUAA